AUGGCUUGUAGCUUCAAUCAAUCGAUCGCUUUACCAUCAAGACUAAAUCGAAUUCGGUCACCAAUCGCUUCUCAUACAAGCUUCAAUCUCAACAAAUCACAUCCUAUUCUAAGAAGGUUAUAUUCAGAAAAACCACAAGAAAACCAUUCAUCAACCUCCAAAAGCUCUGGAAGUGGAUUUAAACAAUUCCUAAAUGAUCUUAGCUUGGGUUAUAGUUUACCAAUUAGUUUUGUAAUUGGCAUUGGUUUGUAUGGUUAUCUUCAAUCACAAUUACCUGAAAGUUCAGAACAUCAAGGAUCGAAUCGAAAACCAUCAUCAUCUAAAGAACCAUUACCACCUUUAAUCGAAUUAUCAAAUUUAGAUGAUAUACCUAUGAUAGAUCCAGAUACUCAAAUCGAAUUUUCAAAGAAAUUAGAAUCAAAUGAAAAUAAUGGUCAAGAACCAUUAAGAUUAAUCGGAUUAGGAGUUCGUACGGUAUCUUUCUUAGGUGUUAGAGUUUAUUCUGCUGGGUUUUAUGUAGAUCCACGUGUACUGAGAGCAUUAAGAGUGGUACCAGGUUGGAAUGAAGAUGUGACAAAAGAGAAAUUACUUUCGAUAGAGACUGAUUCUAAAAGUAUCACUUUACCUACUAGUACUACUUCACCUAUUGAUGAAAAAUCAACAUCUGUUAUUGAGAAACCUAUCUCGGGGGAAAGUAUGAUGCGGAAUUUGAUUACUGUACCAGUCCAAUUUGCUAUUCAAAUCGCACCUGCUCGAUCUACAGAUUUCACACAUUUGAGAGAUGGAUUUUGUAGAUCAUUAACCGCACGUGUUACUCAUGCUACUAAAAAAGGUUUACUAACCGAUUUUGAAGCAGAGCGUGCAUCUGAAUCUAUUAACCAAUUUAGAUCAUUUUUCCCUGCUGGUGUUUCGGUUCCUAAAGGAAAAACUAUUUUACUUAGAAAAACUUCAAGUGGUAGUUUAUCACUUGAAUAUGGUGGUAAAAGAUUAGGACAAGUUGAAGAUCCUUUGAUUGCUCGUGAAUUAUUCUUAGCAUAUUUUUCUGAUGUAGAUCCAAUUAGUCCAAAAUUCAAGGAAUCUGUGGCUGAAGGAUUUGAGAAGAUGUAUAAAUGA
This is a messenger RNA of Melampsora larici-populina 98AG31, 1113 nucleotides long. RefSeq lists its product as uncharacterized. The transcript has 8 exons. Gene Ontology annotation, molecular function: intramolecular lyase activity. Bases 1 to 1113 code for a protein of 370 amino acids. Lineage: Eukaryota; Fungi; Basidiomycota; Pucciniomycetes; Pucciniales; Melampsoraceae. The record is from RefSeq and is a predicted model, not a curated record.